This is a messenger RNA of Fusarium coffeatum, 591 nucleotides long. RefSeq lists its product as uncharacterized. The transcript has 2 exons. Bases 1 to 591 code for a protein of 196 amino acids. Gene Ontology annotation, biological process: quinolinate metabolic process; 'de novo' NAD+ biosynthetic process from L-tryptophan. Gene Ontology annotation, molecular function: iron ion binding; 3-hydroxyanthranilate 3,4-dioxygenase activity. The record is from RefSeq and is a predicted model, not a curated record. Gene Ontology annotation, cellular component: cytoplasm. NCBI's taxonomy places the organism in Eukaryota, Fungi, Ascomycota, Sordariomycetes, Hypocreales, Nectriaceae.
AUGCUUGCGCCUCCUGUGAAUCUGCCCAAGUGGCUUGAAGAGAACUCUCAUCUUCUACAACCGCCCAUUAACAACUACUGCGUCUAUAAUGAAGAUUUCAGUGUCAUGGUUAAUUCACCUUCACUUGAUGGCUUGAAUGCAGCUAAUCAUGUCCAGAUCGUUGGUGGCCCUAACGCUCGUACUGACUACCACAUCAACCAAACCCCAGAAUGGUUCUACCAAUACAAAGGCGCAAUGAUGCUCAAAGUCGUCGACGAUGGUAAAUUCCGCGAUAUAGUCAUCCGUGAAGGCGACAUGUUUCUCCUUCCUGGCAACACCCCUCACAAUCCUGUCCGCUUCGCAAACACCGUUGGGGUAGUCCUCGAGCAGCGUCGUCCCAAGGAUUCACUCGAUCGAAUGCGCUGGUACUGUUCUGACUGCGGUGAGGUUGUUCAUGAGGCUGCAUUCCACUGUACAGACUUGGGAACCCAGAUCAAGGCGGCUGUGGAGGACUUUAAGGCUAGCGACGAAAAGAGGACUUGUUCCAAGUGUGGUACGCUUGCUGAUGUUGCGCCGAAGCCGGGGAGUAUUCAGGAUCCCAACUUGGGGUGA